Molecule: messenger RNA, 1534 nt
Organism: Drosophila hydei
Lineage: Eukaryota; Metazoa; Arthropoda; Insecta; Diptera; Drosophilidae
Product: F-box/WD repeat-containing protein 4
Exons: 3
Coding region: 235-1449 (404 amino acids)
Biological process (GO): SCF-dependent proteasomal ubiquitin-dependent protein catabolic process
Cellular component (GO): SCF ubiquitin ligase complex
Molecular function (GO): protein binding
Source: RefSeq, a predicted model, not a curated record
UUCUUGUCGCUGUUGUGCAGUUGGCAAGAGGCAGACAACAGAGUGUCAGAAGGAAGGUGAUUUUCUAAUAAAACAUAAUAAAUCCCGUGUUUCGAGAUAUUUUUGUGCGUAUGAUGUUCAUAGAAGGGAAGAAUACCAACUACACGUCCAAACAUUACAUAGUAAUAAAUGCUAGGCAUAACCAAACAACGUCAAUUAAUGCUGGUGACGAUUUGAAUAUACCAAACCAACAAAAUGAAGCUUACAGAUCUAAACAUCGACUGUCUUUUGAGAAUUUUUAAAUAUCUAUCUGAACGUGAACUAAUUAUCCUGUGUGAGGCGAGCAACUAUCUGAACGCAGUCAUCGAUCAAAACAUUUUCUACGCCAUGACAAAGGAUUUGCUACUAUGUGGACAUAGAAAUAAACCAUGCGUGGAGCGAAGGAAUCCGACGCAGUUGAGUUAUUUGCGACGUUUACAAAUAGCUAGAAAUUGGCUUAAAGGGGACUAUGUGGAGCGACAUUAUUAUCACCACGCUCAGAUGUUCGCCUCGAAGCUUUGGUUGGACUCGGACACCUUGUAUAUAACUCAUGCGAAUUAUUUGCGCAAAUAUCGUCGGGCUGGUCCCGAAGCGCUGCAACGACGCUAUGAGGAGGAGAUCAGCACUCCCACCUUAUCAGAUAUAUCUGACUUUGUGAAGAAGCAGGACACCAUCUUUGCAGGACGAGUGUGUGGCACCUGCUUUGUUAAGGAUGCCGAUGAUAUUACGGAGCAGCCAAUGCACCAUGCCAAGGAGUAUUUGUUCUGUGUGGAUUUCCUGGAUGAUGUUUACGUUACCAGCACAGACAACUGCUGUAAGCUGUGGAAACGUUCCAAAGAGUUUGGAUUGACUCAUUUUGAUCUAUUUAUGCGGCUGGGCCAUUCGUUUAAGUCUAUGAAAGUUAGCAACGAUGGUCAGUGGCUCUAUGGAGGCUUAUACACGGAUACAGGACGCAGAGCAUUGCGUGCUAUUCACGUGGAGAGUGGUGAAGAGCUUGUGUUCAACUCAAACACCAUUUCCAUUUACGAUCUAAAACUAAAAGAUGAUCAAGUCUUAUUCACUGCCAAUUUUGAUACUACAUUUCGCAUGUUCGAUCGACGAACGGAUCGUGAUGUUGCCAUAUGGGAGGAUCCUUUUGACUCGUCCAUCUAUUGUCUCGAGUAUGACGGACUCUAUGCCGUGCUGUGCGGUGCAAAGCAUCACAGUCGCGUUAAUCUCUACGAUAUUCGUGUGCCUGGCAAAUAUAUACAGCUGUACUUUCCGGGACGCAACACUGGACGGCAGCAGUACAGAACUUCGCCGGUCUAUAGCCUUGCCUGUGAUAGUCAAUACAUGUUUGUGGCUACAGAUCACAACUUGCGCGUGUUCGACUUCACCACAAACUAUGGUGUCCAAAGGGAUUACAGCCAUUUUCUUGAUACCAUAAGAUAGUGAAACUAAUUGUAAUGUAACAUUUUGCUUCAUUUUUACAAGUAAAUUAAAUUAGUUCUCUAUGUAGAUCAAUGCAUUUAGAUCA